CGUCGAUCACUUUCCCUCCUCCUACUGCCUGUGUUUAGUUCGAUAGGCUAAUUCGGCUUGUAAACAGCCGUAGUUUUUAUUAGUAUCCGCAGUUCUGAAAUUAAAUUGUCAAGAAAGCAUGAUAAAUAUGACAGUGUGUUGGUUUUGUUAGUGCAUUUUUUGCACAUCGCCUAUAUAGCCUACCUUACUUUCGAUUUCACUGGGAUUUCGUGGAAACUGAAACCGCCAAACGACAGCGCAAUGGAUAGGUUUUACAUGCCAGAAAAAAUUGGAGAGGAUCAUUUCAACAAAAUCAAGGAUGUGUUUGCUUCUGAAAGCCCAGAGAAAAUUCCCCAUCAGCUUAUUUCUCUUUUGGAGGUUUUUGACCAUUUUAAGAUAGAUAUUGCUGUGACUGGAGAGUCUGGUGCAGGAAAGUCUUCUCUUAUCAAUGUGUUCCGCGGACUGAAACCUGAUGACAUGCGGGCGGCUCCAACUGGAGCUGUAGAAACCACAAAGGAGCCAACUAUGUAUCAGCAUCCAAAUCUCCCACACGUCAGACUGUGGGAUCUUCCAGGGAUGGGCACCCCUUCCUUUACUUCCAAGAGUUAUGUAAAGACAAUGAAUUUUGAUCUAUAUGACAUGUUUAUGGUUGUGAUAUCCGAGAGAGUCAGAGAAAACAACAUGCUUUUGAUCGACGAAAUUGGGCAACGAAAGAAGCCGUUUUAUUUUAUUAGAACAAAAGUUGAUAAUGAUAUGGUAUCCCAAAGAAAGAAAAGGACAUUCUCUGAAAAACGUGGAUUGGAUCAAAUGAGACGAGACUGUGAGAAGUAUCUGAAGGAGAAGAAGUUGGACCCCCAUGUGUUCCUAGUUUCAGCCCAUGAGACACAAAAUUAUGAGAUGCAGAAGCUCACGGACACUCUUAAGAAUGAGGUUUCUCAGCUUGGAGCAGAAUUAUUUUCAAGUUUUCUGGACAAGAUGUUUCACGGAGGUUGGAUCAAUGCAAGGCAUGCUACAUACCACAUCCAACAGACUGGAAAACUUCAAGCUGACGACAUCACAACUUUGCAAAAUAUGUAUAAGCGCACAGGCUUUGGAGCCGCAAAUGUCAGAGUUGUACUAGAGGCUCUGAGUCACUUUCAGCUUGACGUUGCAGUUUUGGGUGAGACGGGGUCUGGAGCAUCCACUCUAGUAAAUGCCUUAAUUGGUCUUGAGAAUGAGGUGAGUGAUCCAGCAACAGCAUACAUCAGCAACCCUUCAAAGUGUCCGGGAUACCCAGAUGUCCGGUUCUGGGAUGUAUCUGGCGUAGAGGCAUACGUGGAUGACUCAAUGAAUUGUACGAAACAAGUCCUGAAUUGGUAUGACUUCUAUAUCAUCAUUCUAUCAGACUGUCAGAAAGCACGGCAUAUAAAACUAGCUAAAGCAGUUGAACAACUAAGGAAGCAUUACCUCUUGGUCCAAACCAAAGCAGACUGUCACCUACAGACGCGAACAGAUUUGUACUGUGAUGAGGCUGAGAUACUUGAUGGGCUACGGGCACAAUAUACACAAGAGCUUCAGAUGGCAAAUCUGGAUGAACAACAGAUUUUUCUCAUCAAUAGCCUUGAUAGAAGUGCACUUGACUUUAUAGGCUUGGAAAGUGCACUGUCUGAUAACCUCAACACUGUCAGGGCAAGUGCUUUUGCAUAUUAUAUAGCUAGAAUAGUAAAGCAACAUAAAUAAACAUGAGGUAUGAUGCAGAAAUAAAUUGUUUAAAUGACCGUUUAGCAUCACAUAUUUCUGCUUACAACUGUUUUUGUUUAUAAUUGGUGUGCAAUAUAAUAAGUGAACAAAAUAAUAUACUGAAGAACUACUCUAUGUGUUUUCCUGAGGUUUAAUUCAUAGGAUCAUUUCAGUUCAUACAAUGAGUAAUCAGUCGAAAUAAUUAUGAAAUGGUCACAUGUUGUCAAAUACUCUAAAAACUUUGUUUUCUGUUAAUUUAUGUUUAGUAAAUUCAUAUGAUGUUAAAAAUCUAAAUGUUAACAUUGUUAAAAUGGAUGCAUCUGAUUGGUCGCGUGUGUGCGUUUUCUCAUUAUCAGGGAGUUCUCGUGAUUUGUUUCUUUCUCAGUAAAUUCUAUGAUUGUGAAGCAUCGUAUUUUGAGUGUUUACUGAUAAACAUACUCCCUUUCAGGUAUAACACACAAAUGUAUUAUAUUCUUUCUAAAUGCAUUCAGCUAAAUAAUUUUCUUUUAUUAAUGUAAAGAAAUUAAAGCUAUUGGCACAGCACCUUACAGCACAUGAGUAGCCUAUGCAUGAACAGUGUGGAGAAAAUGGUGCCUUAAACUAUUGGCUUCAAUGUUGAAGACCUUUCUCAAACACAAAACAAGCGCAUAUUUCAUUUCUGGAAGCCAGGCUAAAUUAGCAAGCACUGUUACUGCAUUCAGAUAUCAAAUACAGACAUAAUAAAAACAUGAAAAGAACAUUUCAGCAAUCACACUGGUAACUUAUAACGAAGUAAAAUCUCCAGAGAAGUCAUCAACUCACUUAUCAUAACUCACUUAACUUGAUCACUUAUUAUAUAUACAUUGAAGCAGCCGUGGAUUCCAAUUCUUGCGUUGUUUUUGGCCUCUUGAGUCUUCAUGUUGAUUCACUUGCUUUAUCCUCAUUUGUAAGUCACUUUGGACAAAGGUGUCUGCUAUAUGACUUGUAAAUAAGAUUAUUUCUUUAAUAAAAGGUUCAUGAAAAAUGCA
This is a messenger RNA of Pimephales promelas (fathead minnow), 2705 nucleotides long. It is a transcript of the gene irgq1, whose product is annotated as immunity-related GTPase family, q1. Gene Ontology annotation, cellular component: membrane. The record is from RefSeq and is a predicted model, not a curated record. Lineage: Eukaryota; Metazoa; Chordata; Actinopteri; Cypriniformes; Leuciscidae. Gene Ontology annotation, molecular function: GTP binding.